GUGUACGGGAGGAGGAGGAGGAGGAGGAGGAGGUGCGGCAGAGCAGACUUCGAAGAAGAGGAGAGCGCUGUUGUUCCGUCAGAAACUCUGUAGCCUGUCGAGCCCAGACAAUCAGUCAGUCAGUCAGUAAGUCAGACAGACAGUCAGUUAGUUAUUGAAGACGGAGACGGGUUUCUGUCAAAGUUACCCGUCCCAUUAUCACCCAGAAAGUUGUCUGCAAACUUGAGUGGAUUGUUUAAUUUAUAUGAGAGGAGGAAGUCGAGGAGGUGAAGCUACGAGCGUCCGUGUGAGGGAAUGGAGAAGCACAAAGGUAAGAAAAGAUGAUUUAACGAUGUUAAUGAUUGAACAUGAGAGAAGAAGAGAUCUUGACUUCUUGGUUGUCCCUGUUUCAUAGCUGACAUGACAUCUGGGCGUUAUUCCAACUUGUUUGCUGCGAUGUUCAUUGGAGGGCUUACAAAGUCUUUACAAAAUGAUUUUUCUUUAUUCUAACAUGCUCAUAAACUUAACCAAGAGACGAUAUUUAUCUGUGUUUGAUGUCUUACAGUCCUCUGUAUUUGAUUGAACAUGCAAAACUUUGAAUUUGGCUGAGUUAUCGGUCACCUGCUACCAAUAAUGACGAUGAAAGCUCCUCUGGUUUGGUUAUUUAGUAGUUGACAAAAAUAGACAGAUUCCUUGUCAAACUAGGUUCAAACUCCUUUGAGUUUAAAGCACCCUGAAGAAAAAAAUGUUUGGCUUAUUUUCAAAUCCCCCCCUCAAAGCUGGCUCUAUAAAACAGUUUACACUGUGGCUACUGAUGGAUUCCAAUAGCUGCAACAUUGUUCCCAUGGCAUUCCUGAAAUUCCUGCAGCUAUUUGUUCAUGAGGGAUGAGCAAGGCUGUUUAAUACUUCCUGAUUGGUAUAAACAAAGAGUUUAAGUCAAAAUGCAGACUAGAGUUCUUGGCCAUGAAUGCACCAUACCUUACUGUAUCUGACCAUCUGGGGGAAAAAAAAGACAACUGUGUGUUUUCAUCACCCUGAACUGCUCUAUCAGGAUCAAUGUCACUCAUCCUGAUAGAGCAGUUUUACGGUCUGAAAACAAUGGACAUCUAACUGGGAUGGAAUCAGCAGAAUCUUGCUCCAACAUUCCUGUUCUCCAGCUGAUCUGACUGGCUGGGUUUGUUUACUCCCACGCUCUCACAGAAAAAUACAGUGCGGCAAAAAGCCAAACACAGAGUUGUUCUGUUUAUCCUGUUAUGGGGAUUUCAGUAUUGCAGUGGUGACUUUGGAUUGGUCUUUCAAUCAUGUGUUUGUCCAUGUGGUCGAUUAGAUUAGGAGAUUCAACAUUUGGUUGAUGAGACAGUACCUUUUAAAAAUGAUAAAUAAAUGUGUAUGUUUCGUAUUUUUCAUGAAAAAAAAAACAGUUUUGGCUUCCCAAAUGCUGAGUUUGUAGUUAUCUGCACUUCUUUCUCUAUCUUUUCUCUUCAGGGAUGUAAAUUUGGACCUCAGGAAUUUAAAUGGGUAAUUCCUGUGAUGUCAAGCAUGUGGUUGACAAAACAAUCAAUCAUUUAAAAAAAAUAUACCUUUUAGAAAAGUUGCAGUUCCCUCAAGAGCUGCAAUACCUCACUUUAAACUGUGAAUUUUCUUGACUAUACAGAGGUGAUUAACCUUUCAUGUUGUAUCUGCAAUCCAAAUCUGAUCGUCCACUAGGGACGCAAGACUGUAUAAACAUGGACAGCACAGCAGCCACCCAAAGGUAAAGUCAAAACUUUUAGAGCUCCCCCUCAUGACUGGCUGCAUAAAGCCAAUUCAUUCCAUGUUAAAGGGAUAUUACGGCGUUAAAUUAAUUUAGGGUCAAACACACCGUAACAUCAAGUUAGACACCCCCUUGAGCGAUGAAUGUUGCAGACCGCUUGCUUCUCUAGUUAUACCAACUUAAGUAACAACCACAGGGUGGCAAUACACAGUGGUCUAAGGAGCCAUAAACAAACCUCUACCAAAACGUCACUCUAUAGCCACAAAUAAUGCUCAGAACAGCACCUAACUUCAUCAACAGUACAUAUUGGGUCCCAGCCACAGCACUAGCCACCAAACAUCUUUUCAACUUUGCAUAAUUUCUUUGGCAAAGAGACUUAACACAACUCACCUACUCUCUUCCAGCAGCCGCUUAUUUGUAUGGAGACCUCAGGCCAGUCCAUUACGGACAGCUUCGGGGUGACGCAGCUCAAGGAAGAACAUUUAUUAUCAUUUCUUUAUCAUUUCCUUUAGUAAUAAUCAUCAUAAUAAUUAUUUUGCACUGCAGACGCAGUAGUUCUUCUGCCUUUGCGUCUCGGUCUGAUUACAUUUCCAUGAAGACAUGAUGGUUGAGUUUUGUUUAUGGCUCCUCAGACCGCUGUGUAUUGCUAUCCUGCGGUUAGAGAAGCAAGCGGUUGGCAACAUUCAUCUCUGGAGGGGGUGUCUAACUCAGUGUUGCGGUGUGUUUGGCCCUAAAUUAAUUUUACGCCGGAAUAUCCCUUUAACAGAUGGGAAAUGGGUCAAACUAGGAAACAUCUUUUAAUGGCCACUGAAAACCUUGGGGACCACUGGGCUAGGGGAAGGGGUGUGACACCAGUCUUGCACUCAUACUUUGGCUCCAAAAUAUGUCUCCUGUGCACUAUGUCAGCACCCAUUGAGGCAAUAUUAUGACCUCACUUCUUACAAUAAGAGGAGACUUCACUGUACAUAUCUUUACACGGUAAAUACAUUAGAUUUUCUUCUUAGGUUGGGUGUGGGGGUGAGAUAAAAAUGCACCAUAAAAGUGCUGCUAAGAAAGUUAAAAGGUUCCCAUGAGUUCUGACUGAAAGGCUGACAUGUUUUGCAGUACAGGUGGGAUGAAUAGAUUACUGUGUUACUCGUAAGUGAAAAGGAGAUCUAAGGGCAUAUGAAGCAACACAGAGCAAUAGUGCUACAGCUGGUAUACAGAAACUGAGCCGCUGUGUGUGGCUGAAAAGGGAACUCAGCGGCACCAGGGCUCUGAUAUGACACUAACCGCCAAAGGCAACCAGUGGAAGAGGUAAAGGAGAGGACGACAUGGGAAAAUCCAGGGAGGCCUAUGACAAGGAAAGGCAUUGUUUAGUAUUCUGGAUGUGCUGUUCUGUGUUUCUCAAACCUGAUUAAUUUAGGUUUCAGUAUGUGUACUGGUUCUCACACCUUCUGCCAAAGACUGAGAUUAAAUUAGAGAAAGCACCUGGUGCUGUAUUGAGGGAUAAUUAGUACUGUAGAGACCCAGCCAAGAGAUGAUUGGGUCAGUUUUUCAAUUCAGUAAGUGGUUGAUUGGUUGCUUUUCCCAGCCUCUUAUAUCUGUGCGUUUUCAAUGCUCAAUGAAAAUCAUAUUCAGUUAUUAUCAGCUGACAAAUCACCAACAUAAAAAUGUGUUUUCAUUUUGAAGCCAAGGAAAAGAAACAAUCUACAAAUGAUUCAGAAUAUCCAUAAUUUUCCUGAAAAUUCCCAUUAAAGGAAAUGGAGAUGUUUGUUUUCUUUUUUUGCAAGAUCCUCCCUAAUAUUUAUUUUCUUCCCAUCCUUGUCAAUCACUGCCCUCCACCUCAUGCCUCUGCUUAUUUUGCUUUCCAUGUGAUCAUGGAGCCACCAGUUUUUGGGUAAAGCAUGUGCGAAGUUCUCUGUGCAGCUGAUUUCACGUCUUUGCAGAAAAGAGCAAUAAUAUGGUUUAUUAUCCAGCAUCCAUGAUCGUUCUCCAACAAUAAUCUGACUCUGUAAAAGUAAAUUGUUAGACAAAGAGAGACAGACUGGCAAAGACAGUAUGUUGAUGGAUUCAUGUAUCACGUGGCACACAAGAUAAAUAGUUUAUAAGUAUAUCAAAGAUUUCUGUCUUUUUUGUCCGUGCUCAUUGACAAGGCAUCAGAAGGAUGUUAACAAAUGUUGAUCAGAGACCUCUUUGAUGGCAGCAUCCAGGUGUUUUACUAGAUUCGGAGUUGCUGAUAUUAUGGCACAAGACUGAAAAAGUCAGGGGGUUCAGUGUGUUUGACCUCCCGUAAACUCAGUGGAAGCAAGCUAACAUGUAGGCCAUCAGGUCCAGCAUGGGGUCUGCCGGUUCACUUGUAUAUGUGUCAGGGGCUCUGUUUGCCAACGGGAAGUGAGUGCAGUGAUUGGUAAUUCAGGAAGCUGGACUGGGCUAUAAAAAUGAUGAAAAGAAAGACAGUCUCCCUGAUCUGUGGCGGCAGAGAGCACCAUGUGAGACUGCUCCUUUUCACCCUCCAGGUCUUUGCUCCUGUACGUUUCCAGCACAUCAAACAUGGCUUUGUUUAUUGGAUACAGGAGCUCUGCAUCAGCCUGUAUUGUGUUUUGUGUUUUUUUUUUCUCACCAGGUACUCUUGUGAAGGAAAUAGUACUUAAUAGGAGCUUACCUUGUUGUAAUCACACACACAUGCCCCCUCACUAGGCCUUACUCUCCCUGCAGCCCUCAAGGCUGCUUAUCUGUGGGAUAAUAACUAAGCAGAGAAGCUUUUAUGUGGGUGACUCUGAGGCGGCAUUGCUAGUUACUUUUUAUUUGUCAGCAGCUGCUUCUUGUCUGUUUUUUUUUUUUCAUCAAGCAAAGACUGUGGAGCCUUGUAAAGCUCCAGAACAUGCUUGGCCUCCAAAUCAUGAAUGUGAUUAUCUCUACACUGUAUUAUCCUAAUUGAAAAUUGACUGGUUAAAGCCCACAGUGGUUUAGAUGCGCAUACCUCAAGGUAUAAGAUGAUGCAUUAUGCCAGUGAUGGGGAUCCUCUAGAGCGAGGGGAUGUAAAGAGAGAGGAAGAUAGAAAGGGAUGUUAGCAGGAUUCUGCUUUAAGAGAACUUGGACACAGUGAGCUUUUCUGCUACAUAACCUAAGGCUGACAGGUUUUUUUUAAUCUCUCUGUGUGUAAUAAAAAAAAACUAUGAGAGAUGGACUUUUAAAGAUAAAUUUUGUUUGUAAUCAUCAUUUUUAGCUACUGUUUGUGCAGUUAAUAUAAUUUCCAGGCAAAGUACAAUACUAAUUUUAUUGUUAGCUUGCAAAAAUUUACUUAGCAUGUUGUUGCCUACAGGUUAGUCAAUUAUAUUAGCUUUUUUUCUGGUAAUAAUAUAAUUUCACCUGUUUAUAUUGCAUUAUUUGUCACAACAGAGACAUAAUCAUCUAGAAACGAGAGCUAAUGUGUGAAUGUUGCAGCUAGCGUGAACACAGAACAACAUCAACAUUGAUUUGAGGAUUUGUUUCCAUCUACCAGUAUGUUAAAUCUUAACGUUUGCUUUAGUGAACAACAUUUUUAACCCCGUUUUUGUCUCCACACAACCCCUGAGGAAAAUGUCAGGCUUUUUGUCUGCUGAAGAGUCAACCAUUAGUUUUCUACAGCUCUGCAUGUUAGCUGUCAGCUUAGUUUGUUUUCCACUAACACUUUGCAUUUACGUCAACAUGUGACAUAAUUAAGAAAUGUUUGACUUCUUUUAAACUGUAUUUUUCUAUUUAUUGACAUUAAAGUUUAUUUAAAUCGAAGCUACAAAUGCUUGUUUCAUUUGCUAACAUAGCUAAAACACAAAAACUCUGAUAUUACUGUAUUGUUUGGCAAGCCUCUAUAUUGCUUUUUCUCACAAAAAGAGAGGGAAAGAAACAUCAAGUUAGUGGUAUCAGCAACCUGAAUGUUGAAUCCUGAGCUCCAGCUCUAAGGACUACAGUACCAUGUGCUGCAUCCUAAUCAACAUUGGGCUGCUGAAGAAGACCAGGGCCCCUUUCUACAAAAAGGCAAAGAUUUACUUUGACUUUAGAGCCCAUUAGCAUGUUGUAGCUAUAAAAUCUGCCUGAUUUCUCCAAGGGCCAAGCCGUAAGUCUGGAUAUCACUGAGACAGUACAGAUCUAAAGACUGAGGAAAAAAGAAGAGGCUAAGAAAAAGAUAUACCGUGAGAUGAAUACAGAAGCAACUCAAUAGUUUUGGCAGGGUUAAGGAUAAAAGAGAAAAACAUGAGAGAAAGUUGAACUUAACCUCAUAAUGACUGCUUUUCUACAACUUUCUUCAUUAUUUAAACAUGUUUGGGUUUUAAUUUGUGACUCAUUCAAAGCUAAUGCAGAGCUAUCUCUGAUUUUUAAGUAUUUGCUGUGACUCUGCCCAUGUUUUUGUCAUCUUUGCAGAGCCUUAGCCCUCUUUAUCUUUUUCACUGUGAUAUAGGAGCUACUUAACUCUUGUUGCCAUUAUGAAGCCCUUACGAUAUUGAACUGGGAUUAAUGUGUCCCUCAAGUAUGUUUUGAAAGGAAAGCUGAGUUUCAUCUGCCAUAAAAAAAAGAGGAAAUGUGCAAAGAAUCUGUAGGCAUUGGCUGUACUUCAUUAGUAAUUCAAGUUGUCUCAGUGCAGAUAAUAUUUUCAUCCAAAUGCUUAUCAUCUCUCCUCCGGUCAAAGACAUGUUAAAAGGAGCAACAAGCUUUUGUAGCAUUAAAACCAGUGGAUUGUGCAGACUCUGCGUAAAACACUUGAAGACCGCAAACUCCUCCUAAACUAAAGUUUUUUUUCCCCCACAGUGUUAAAAACACUUUUCCUUCAUAAGAUCUGCAGCCAUGACCUCCUUUCUGACCUCAAAACAAGAUUUUAUUUCUGGGCCACUUUUGACAAUUUAGCAACUCCACAGCAGAAAAUGGGCUUUUAUUGAUUCUCAAACUGCAACUUUAUAGUCUGUUUUGUCUUCACGCUGUCAGUUUAGGAAUAAGUGUGUGCAGACUUUGGUUUAAAUCCUUCCAUCUUGUCACUUUCUAACAAGAUCACCAAAACUUGCAGGGCUCUGUGCAAAAGAGCAGAAUCCAGGGGCUUGCAAAAAAGUUGACCUCAGUGUUUUGGCUUAGGAUCAAAAUUGACACUUGUUCAUAGGAAGUGUGUCAUGCCAUGAGAAUAUAAACUGGCAAUGUUGCAUGGGAAUAUUAAUAUACAAUAUAUAUGAAAAACUUUAUAUGUUUGGCAUCCUUUUGCUCUUCACCAAGCCUCAGUUAGCAACCUUGUGAGGGGGAAGUAAACAUAGAAGAAUUGGGACAAGGGCGUCUUUCUAGGGAUUGACAGAUAUUGGAUUUAGGUAGUGGUAUAAAGUACUGAUAACUGAUAUUUAGAACUGAUACACUUUGACGAUAACAAUCAAAAAACUGAAACCUGAAAACCUUUAGCCAAUAUUUUAUUUAAAAUGAAAUAUUUAACAUCAUAUAUAUAAAAGCUAAUAGCGAACCAGUUACACUUAGAGUACAGCUGCACCCAGCAUAGAAAGUACUGAGGGCUGAGACAGGUAAGACAAACUAGUGCAAGAAAAUGGACCCACAAGGUGAGGAGAAACCUGCAGUGGAGCCUAAAUAUCACACUUGUUAUUUAGUUCAUUCAAUUGGUUAUUAGAAAAAUAAAAGGCUGAUGCAGAUAAUUGUCCAAAUGCCAAAUAUAAACCUUAUAAUCAGCCAAGAUCAAUGCCAGACACUAUCCUGCUUAAUACGUAAGACGUAAAAAAGCAAACACAAGUUUUUGAUUCAAAGAGGAUUUAUUGAUCUCAUUAGCUAGGCUGCCAUUGCCUGGAUUGCAGGACAGGAUCAUUCCCCACUAGGCUCAGUUCUCACAUGUUAUUUUCUGACUUUUGAAGACCAGCCUGAGUGAAUAAAUAAAUAAAUAAAUAGCUUAACAAAUAAAGAAAUAAAUAGUGAUUGAAAAACCCUUUGCACGGGCUUAUUCAAUGUGAUGUUGUCCCGAGUAUCUCUAUUGCUAUUUCAAAAUGUUAAAUUGUAUUUGGUGGUUUUGCCUGUGAAGAUUAAACAUUUGACUCAGCCAGUUAACCAGUACUUUGGAAAGUUCUAUGCAAGACACCUCUUACCUCUAAAUGCAUACUCUUUCACUUUCUACUUCUUAUUGUGUCAUUUCGUCCACUUCUUUCAGAGGUAUAUGCUGCAAUCCCCCGGACUCUUUUCCGAAUACAUCAAAUUGACACCCCUCCUUUUUAUUCAGUUUCUAGGGCAAUAACACCAAACACAGCUUGGAUUAAUUCAGCCAAGUCCACUCGGUCCCUGCCCCACAGCUGAACCCAGCAUGCUGUAGAGGAGACUGACCUGUCCUGCCAAUAUCCAUCAAACACCAAUCAAAAUCAGACGUAGAUCCUAUUUAUCAGGCCUUGACACCAGCCAGUUAUCUGCCACUUUCUCCACAACAGGGCCAGGUUAGAGGAAAUUUAUCAUACAGGGUUACUUCUUUUCACCCAAAGGUCAAUUCCCUGUUGAGUUUUUCCUCUGAAGGUUUACAGUGAAAGAGUCAUAAGAUAAGAAUGAUAAGGAAAGAAACAUGCUCGGCUUCUGUCAAAUGUGUGUGUGUGUGUGUUCAGACAGAAGGGACUUGAACCUGUGGCAGUUCAUAAAUCGCACUCUUGUCCAGAAGAUUUUACAGUCAGAUUUGAUCACUUGUUCCAGUUCUCCUUCUUUCCACCACUUCUUCUUUUAGGUGGAGUUGUGGCUCUGUUAUUGUCAGUCACAUGAUUUCUGAAAGCUUUGAAGCCUUUAAUCAUUCACUGGGUCAAAAACAUUUGCAGGUAUUUUUCAAGUAAGAAUUUGAAAGAUCAGUUGUUUCAAGAACUUAAUCGCAUCUAAGUACUUCAAACCAGCAGAAGUAGUCUGCUAAUCUGGGUUUCUCACUCAAACCUUUAGUUUCUUUGGCUUUUAGGUUGGUAUAAUGUACAAAUGUUCGUCAUGAAUUUUGUUUAUGCUCAAUAUUUAUGUUAUCUGAACAACAGUGUAGUUUGUUGAUUACUGACAGGACACAAAACACAAGUGUUAGUCUCCUUAGUUCCCACAAAAAUUACCCAAUCACCCUUUAGCUCACUCCUUAAAUAAACAGGGUUGUGUUUGGCCUGACCUGCACUAAGUUUGCUUGAAAUUUGUACUAGUGGGAACUGGCCAGAAUUUGCAGAUGCUCUUGGUUUCAGUGCCAACUAGAAUAUGUGCCCUUCCCAGUUUUGUUCAUAUUAGAAGUCUGAGAGUUUAUUUUGCACAGUUUUAAGACAAACUUGUUUUUUUUUUCUUCACAUAACAGCACAUGGGUCAAACUGAGCCAAGUAUUGUUUUGGUUAUCUCAAACAUAUCCAUUUAUACCUGGUAAUUUUGUUUUUGCACCAUUGAAAAUGGAUAAAACAGUGUUAGGCUUUUGAGCGUGUAUGAUAGCAGACUGAUAACUUGGCUGCUUUAAAGGGGACUCCGAGGCAGCUGCUCAAUUAGGCUGCCAAACAGAUGAAAUCACAUUCAAUUACACUGCCAGUUAACCUCCAUGGUGAUAGCUGUGUUGUAAACAAGUUUUAUGAGUGAACAAAAUGCUUGCUUAGGAAAGAGAAAGAUGGUUUCGUAGUUAGUUAAGCAUGUUUAGUUUGAUUUAACGCCUCAUUUUUAUCGGCCCAUGUUUACCAAAAGAAGUGCCAAGUCAGCAGUUUUUAAAUGUAUUCCAUUAAAUCAAGCAAUAGUUGUUUUUGGUUCAGAGUGUUGAAUCAGUUUAAGCAAGCAUGUUGUACCAAUGCUAGCAUGUUAGCACUACAUUCACCUACCUAGGCUGUAAGAAAAUCAUAUACUCGAAGCAAGAAUGGAAAAGCAGGAAUAUAGCAGAGCAUGAAACUAUAUACAGGGGUGCAGGAGUUAUUUUAAGAGUUGGACAGUUAAAGAUGGAUGGUGUUUGAAUGUAUUUGUUGUCUGCUUGGUUUCCAAAACUGUAGGAGACCUGUAGAUAUUCAGUUAAAAAAAAGAAGUAAAAUGAAAUUAAAACAGCAAAAAGUUGAUUGUGUAUUUGCUAUCUAGGAGAAUUUGAAAGCUUCCUGAGCACAAGGGAAGAGGAUCAAGGUCAAGCCAAACACCCAUUAUCUUUCAGUGAAUAUUUGUUGCCCUUAUGAGAGACUUUAAUUGGAGUGAUAGCUAAUUGUCUGGCAGAUUCUCUUCUUCAAGCAUGUUACAAUACUGGUUCAACCACUUAGAAGAAGUAUUUCAGCAUCUUCAUUUAACUAGGAAGCAUCUAUAAUUGAAAUGAGAGGCCAUGCCUGUCUGGUUAAUACUGUAAAGUGAAACAUGCUAAAUUUGCUCUGUCUAGCAAAUGCAGCCAGCAUCUUCUCAUCGGAUUAAACAGGAAGAUUGGUGGUUUUGAGAUUUCCCUGCUUCUUUUCAUAGAGGACUUAGUCAAGAGUUUCUUUAGUGUUGUCUUAUUUUUUCAAUUUCAGCCCUAAGAUGACCCUUACCAAGAUGUCAGCGUUUUCCCCUGUAAUGGUCUUAAUAUGAUUUAUUCCUCUAUGAGAUCCAGUGGUUUUAAAUCAGAUUAUUUUGUGAUUUUUAAGAUAUAUAAACCAAAACCUGUCCUUCAUUUGGACCUCCUUUAUCAUACUCUGAACAAAGCAGACAUGAGGCUAGCAGCUGCACUUGAAGGCUACUAAAACUUGAAAUGACACUGUCAUUUGUUGUCCAGAUGCAUGGAUGAGCUUUAUGGACAUGUGUUCACAGACAUUUGUGGAUUCUGUUGGUUAUUUUUAGAUUGCUGAUGAAAAUCAAUUCAAGAGAGAACUGAAAGAACAAGGAUUUUUUUUCUGUCAAACAGGCAGGGUCAGAUGAGGUAAACAGAUGGAGAUGAGUACUUGUAUAAGAGCUCAGAUUUUGGGAACUAAUAUUAAACAGGCUUUAUUCUCAAGUGGCAUAUUUGUCCAUUUGUCUCUAGUUAUUGUUGUCAUUAGAAUUAUUAUUGUUGUUGUUAUUAUUAUUGACGUGGUAGCCUAGCAAUGCAUUCUGCACAGCAUUUUCUUUUUACUGAAAGUUUUUUCUGAAAGUUUAAAAAGUUGCAUCAAUCUUUGAGAGUGACACCAUCAAUAAUGAAGCAGUGGCUGUCAGGAUGCGAAUGCAAAGAUAAAUUACCAUGGUAUAAAGCUAGCCUCAGAGCAUGGUCAGCCACCAUCACAUCUGCACAUCACCUCACCUAACCCCAAAUUAAGUGCAGACUGAAACAUCUCAGAGCUGCCAACUACAACACUGAAAGUAACAGACAACCCCCUCUACAGGGCCUAUUAGGGGCGUCUUGGAAUAACGACUGUUGUGAAUUGGUGCUAUGUAAAUAUAAUUUGAUUGAUUGACUGAUUGAUAUUAGUAUUUAGUUGGGGACGUGAGGCCGUUUUCCAAAGAGAAGAAACCAACAUCCAAGCUUGACAAAAUUUGACAAGCAAACCAAGUUGGUGGGAAAAGCCCUCUUAAUGUACCUGUGCUAAUUUGCUAUAUAACUAAAAAGGGGUGGUGCAAUAUUUCCAUACAUAGGAUGGGACUUAGCCACCUAGGAUCCCCAUAGGGAGAGAGUUCACCCACAUACUCAUUAUCACCAUUCAUUAUGUCAGUCUGGGACACCUAUUGAGUAGCUUUGCAAAAUUAGAGGCUCAGAAAUCUUACUUAUCUAAGAACACCAUGAAAACUGGCAGGUGUGAAAUGUUCAUUGAAGCAAUAGUCAGCUUCCAUCUGAGAUCCUCUAUUUUGACUACUUCUCCAGUGAUAUGAAGUUAGACACAGCUUGUGGGCUUUACUUUUCUCACAGCUUUGUUCUCAUGAAACAACCCAAAAGAUGAGGGAACAUCUGAAGCUAGCUGUCAGUGCAUAUUUAGUCCCCCCCAUACAGUCACACAUCAGCUGGUGUUAUAACUUUCCUACAGAUAGUAAGUCUGAGACUUUUGGAAAGUCUCUCGUAGCAGUAGCAAAGUCAGCAGCAAUUGAGAUGCAAGUAAAGUCCAUCUUGUAAUUGCUUUUGUUUACAAACGGGUCAGCAGUGAAGUAGUGAGCAUAAACAGCUACAAUGUCUUGUCCCAAAAAACAUUGAAACUUCUCACUGUUUUCUUGUCUCUUCGUCUUUGGGAAGAGAAAAUAGUUGUGACUACCCCUCUCAACCCAAAGAACGCUUAAGAGCAACUUUCUGAGACAUACAGUACUGAAUCAACAAAGUGUGGAGUAGAGGAAAUAAGAGGAGCGGUGGAACAGACUUUUCCGGCUUCUGGGUGGGCAUGUCUUUGAAAGAACUUUUCAGGUGGGCUUUUCCUUUAGCAUUGAAUGAACACAUCUGAGCAGCCUGAUGACAGCUAUGUCUUGAAACGAGCGGUUAAAAUGAGCCAUGACCACAUCAGUAGAUUAUGACACUAUCUUUGUAUCUCAUGUAUUGAGCUGUGGUUUCACUCGGACAUCCAACAAUGUAACAUCACAUGGUUGUAUCUAAGUACCAAUCAGCAUAAUGGGUCUUUUUAAAAGCAUUUUGAGUACAGAAAGUUGGAGUGUGUGCUACUAAGUGAUGACUGUGGUCACCAGAAUUACUAGUUCAGUGAACAAAUUAUUAAUAUUUUUAUUAAUGUAGGCCUAAAUGAGUACAAGCCUUUGAACUGCCAUACACCACUAGUCAGAGCUAUAGCAUAUUUUUAUGACUACCAUAAUGUGACAAUACUCUACUACCUAGAUGAAAACAAGGACAGAUAACAGAUUAUAUCUUGAAGUGAAGCAUAUUUUAAGGAAAAAUGGAAUUAAGCUGCAAAUAGUGUGUUGAACUUGCAUAUUAUCAUUGGACUGAAGUAAUGCACUACCAGCAUACGUGUGUGGACUUCAAACUGCACGGACCAAAGACUACUUGGGCUAGCUCUGCUAACAUUAGCCCAACUUGGCAAACCAAUUUCAUGUUUUUGAAUAAACUAUGAUCAAUUUUAGCUCUUUUCUGUGUGCUUACCUUUCGGCUGGUCACAUGGGGUGGGUUUGAAUUUCAAUUAAAGGGCUAGUCACUUUGAAACAUCCCUAAUGAAAAUACAGAAGUUAUCUUAUUGUUACUCUGCCAAACAAUCAGACAGGUUUUGAGUGUUUGCAAUGCACCUUACUGAUCUGUCUACUCCUCAAAGUAAUAGAGGAAACGCAGUGUGAGUGGAAAUCUCAAGUGAGGGCGAAUCAAAUACAAAAAACAAAGAAAGCAGGAAGUAUAACCUCAGGCACGAGGAAGAAAAAUUCCCCUCAUGAAUGAUGUAGGUGUUAGAAAACCUCAAAUGUUAUCAUUCACACAAUCUUAAUGUGGUCAAAUGCCCUCUUUAUUUUAUUCUGUAUUCUCCUCUGUAGAAAAAUAUACUUCUUUUGUCAAAAACAAAGUCUUCCAGUCGCUCUGAUUCCUCAUGGACAGUCUACAGAAAUGAGCUGUUUAUGUUGUAGAGGCUGCGGUCACUCACUAGAUGUGCAGUGGGCUUCUGGCCAGCCUGUAGCCCACAGAGACAGACCUCCCUGUCCUGUCAGCUGACUCUGUUUCCCAGGGUCCCCCAAUCCAAAAGGCCAUCAGAGUCAAUCUCUGCAAACACACAAGGAGGAGAAGCUGGAAAAAUGUUUGGAUUCAUACAGAGCGGCCAAACAUAAGCAGCUAAACAACUACUGGAAAUGUAAUGAAAGGGAAGGUGUGUGGUUCGAUCAUUAUUACAUUUUCAUCUAACAAAGAGUCACUGACAGCUUUUCAGGAUCGUUCUUAAGCUGAUUUUAAUCACUGGACAUGUCCUCUCUGUGUGAGUGUGUAUGUGUGUGUCUAUAUAUGUCCAAACUACUGAUGUUUUCCAUGCUGAAGGUCCUCCUACACAGGGCCUCUCAGCAGAAGUUGACUCAGCUUGAGCAGGAGUCAUUAAAAACAACCCAGUUUGCUGUAUCUUUGAGAAAGCCUCUCGUCAUCUCUGAAAGGCAAGGCUUACUGGGGUGUCUGACACCUUAUUUUGCAAAAAUCCCUUCUUUGAUGUGUGGGAGUGUAGGAAGGAGGGGAGAGGGCAUGGAGACACUCUCCCACAAGGCCCUGUUAGUGAUCAGUAUGAGCCGGAAGGAGCCGCUCAAACUAACUAGCUGACAGUUUUAAAAGAGUUUAAAAAGAGCGGAGCUGUUACUAUCUUUCAGAAAAGUUGUGCCUUUUCCGGAUUUUACAUGUAGAGUUCAAAUAUGAAGUGGAACUAAAUGAUUUUCUCAUUUGAAUGCCAGUUUUUGUUACUGAUCUUCAGAAGAAAAACGAGUCACUUUUAACUUAGAACCGUCUUCUCCCAUUGCGAGUGAAACACUUGACCCAAGAGAAAAAAGUUGUUGUGAAAUAACAGCAUGACAUUUUGAGAAAUUUGCACUUUGUUGCCAAGUUUUAGGAGAGAGGAUGGAUACAAUUUCUGAUAUUUUCUUAAAAAAUUCCCCUCUAAAAACACAGAAUGUUGACUCAUAGUUUUAACAAUGAUAUUGCAAACCUGUCAGUCUGUGGAGCUCUUCACAUGAUUACACAAAGUACACAGGGAACUCAAAUGCCUACAAGGGGAGAGUGGGGUAAGUUGAGCUGAGCAACCCCCUGUUGCUUGACAAUGGUAAAAGAAAUUGAUCAUGUGAUCAAAUAUUUAGGAGAUGGGCAUCAAUUCAUGGAGUCUGUGAAAGUUAGAAGCACAUGAAUGAAAGGGUUAGACAUUUUUUUCCCAAAAAACAUUUUUCAAUUUUGAAAGUGAAUUUAGUUUGUUUUUAUUAGAAGUUUUAUUAGAAUUGUGUUCAGACCAAGAAAGAUCAUUUUAAAUUUGUUUUAUACAUCAAUAGCGGUAUCGAUGAGCUACAACAUGAGGUCAAAAACCUAGUAUAAAAGUCCACCAUUUUAGCUUAGAUGACGCAUAAAGUCAUCAUAGUAGUUCUGGGGUAAGUUGAGCCAUUUUGCCAGGCGUAAAUUAAGCCAGUGGCUCAACUGAGAAAGUAAAGGAGUCUGAUGAGAGGAUCAGAGUUUCAGUUCAGAUUGUUGAAAUGUUUUACUUUUUCUUUUCAAAAAUACAGCUGUGAAUGUUCUGAAUCACUUAAAGGCAUUCUCAUGUUAAAAUGGCUUUUUACAAAACAGCUUUUUAGCAGUUAUACACAACAAUAAUAAAAAAAACAUAUAUAUUAUACCUGCUGAAUAGAGUAUAAUAGAUAAAAAUACACAUGAAUGUGAAGAAGUGACUGUUAUUUAGGGAGAGAGAAGGUGAGGGAGGGCUGGGUGGAGAGUGGGGGGUUGGUAGGGAUAUGGCUCAACUUACCCCACGUAAAUUGGGCCCCUUACCCUGUGUAUGGGGUAAGUUGACCAUAGGAGACCACAUUUUUUAGCAUACUAUAUUAUCAAGACAGUUAUGUUUACACUCAUUCUGUUGGUUUGCAGGGAUGCACAACAUCUUGAAAUACAUGCAGAUACAAAAACAUAAGAAAUGGCACAUCUUACCCCACUCUUCCCUACUAGUGUCUUUUUCAUUUCCAAAACCAAAAUUAAGGACAGUUAGUGUAAGAAAGGCCUGGAAACAGCAUUAAAGGUUGCAAAAGAAUGAGUUGCAAACAUGACCAUGUCAGGCUCACAUGAGUCUAGAUUUACUGAUUUCAAGAUUUAAGAUAUUUUAGCCCCAGUACUAUGACAUUUUUUAUGCCACGUACAGUAUAUGUAUUGUGUAUUAAAUUUCAUGUAUCUAAAUCAUUAUUCUUAGAUUAGAAAGAGCGAGCAUUUUGGAUUUCAUAGAUUCCUCUGUUUAGUAACAGUAUGACCCCCCCUUUGAUAGUGGCCCCACCUUUUUCCUUUAAUAAAGUCCCCCUUCUUCAUCCCCCUCCUGUCUGUCUGGUCUUUUGGUGAAGUGCUCCCACACUGAGGCCCACUGUAGCAAGAGGUCUAUUCACGAGGCCAAGAGACAGUGAAGAGGCACACAAAGAGCUCCCCACACGAGAGGAGAGGCCUGUGAGCUCAGCGCUGACCCCUGAAGGAUGUGUGUGGGCUGCACUCAGACACAGUGGCCCCGCCAACGCAAACCGAAGCUCCUCCCUCUUCUGAACUUGACCUUUCUUUAAACCCGUGCAACUCCCAAAACAACCUCAGACAGACUUGAAACUGUCGAUAGAAACUAAAUGACUGAGUGACAUACUGUCGGAUUGUUUAUAGCUGUGCAAGCGAAAAACCUCUGCAGUGUCUCUCCCAUGUAAAUUGUUGGCAUACAGCACAAAAGCUAAGCAGUGGGAAAAAUCCAACAAACCAGCAGCUGAAUCUAGUUAUAAAAGACAAUUUCGUCCCUUGUUCUCAGCAAUAAAUUAAAGCAUAAUAUUCUAAAUAUGUCUGUUUUGAAGCUUCACAGACUUUAAAUUACACAUGGCUCUUUUUUUCUUUCCUUUGAUGGGAGUGUGACAGUUUUGGUCUACAGCCAUUGUUGCAAUAAUUUAAAAUAUUUCCAUGCAGAAAAAUGUCUAAUAGUAUUAAACAGAAAGGAUAUUUUAUUACACUUCUCCUCUGAGACUCUUUUUUUUCUGUCUGUGCUUUUAGUGCUGGACCAGCUCCUGAUGGAGCUCCACCACUUCCUGCUCAUCCUGGACAAGGAGACGCUGAGUGGGAACGCGACUGUCCAGAAGGGCCUGCUCUCCGAUCUCCUCCAGUCCUACAGAACUGCCAGUGGUAUGAAAAAAAAAAUUAGAUCAGUAGAUAUUGUGGAUAUACCAUUUUCAUCUCUCAGUCAAUUUUAGCAUUUAAUUCAGGAGAUGACAUGAGAAGUAACAUCUGUUGAAUUUAUUGUUUCUUAACUUUAUUAGCAAACACUUAAAUCAGAAUUCUUGAUAAGGAAAAACAGGUGAGCGCUUUGUACUUGACUGAAAAACAGGGUUUUCUGGGUAUUUAUGUUAAAUUUCACAACUGUUUUGAUAAAUGCAAAUCAUAACAAUGACAAAAUCAAGUAUUCGUAAUAUAAUGUUAUGAGCAGUCAUAGACUGUUAAAAUGUACCUCAGAGUUAAAGUUGCAAAUUUUAGUCGGUAUUUCCCCACAAAAUACCUUGACCCCUCAACAUUUCUUAAUAUUCUGGUUUUUAUGAAGACAUGACAGUAUAAACUCUUGAGGUUGAACCACUAGCAGUUAGUCUGCCUUUAUGCAGGGCACUGUAUGUAACAUGUGGUCAUUCCCUGUGUUUCCCACAAUUCAUUGAGUACAUUACAAUGACCUUUGGGCUUUUAAGGAGCUAUCAUGUAAACUACUCUGGUAUUAUUCUGCUAUUUUAAACCCUCACUGACCACCAGGAUAAUAGUUAUUCUCUUACAGGCUGUUAUUAACUAAUGCAUUUGGGGGCCCUUAGGCUCAUUUUAGAGACUUAGAGAUCUACGCUUAGUAUUUUUGACAGCAUUUUCUCACACUUUUAUGGCAUUUUAGACUUAUUGUUUGAGGUUAUUAGCUUAUACUUACAGCAAUCCUAUAUUUUGCUUAAUCAAAAGUAAUACACCGCCUGCUGAGGUAUCUUGUCAAACAUCUAAUGACAAGUUUGUUUUUCUUGCACAAUGGCUCUGAGACAUGCAAACACUGCAACUGCUGCUGGGCUGCAGGGAUUUAUGAUGCCUAGAGGUUUGUGAAAAACAAUGUGAAGCAGUACCACAUGGAGCUUCAUCCAUGCCUCGGCCACUUGAAAACUGGGAAAAAUUCUUAAUGCUUUUUUGGAAAUCUCUUGUAUUGCAGGAAAAAGUUGUUAACUCUAGAGGGUAAAAAUACUCAGAACCCACAGUGGCCAAAGUUCACCGCUUUAUUCUGAUCUUUAUUACAAAAUUAUAACCCUCUCUGGUGGCUUCGGUGUCACUUUUUGAUCCAAACUGGCAAUAUUGGUUUUGCUAUUCUCGCCCUGUCUUCCUCUGUCCCUCGCACACUGACACACCAACACACACACUGGCAGUCAUGCUUUUCCAUGUUCAGGUCCUGGACUUGUCUCUCUGUACUUCCUCUCCUGGCUCCAAGCUGUAUCAUUUUUCCAAAGCUGCAUUUAUCCUCUGGGGAAGUUCACUUCCUUUGAGCAGCGGAUUAUAAAUAGCAUUUCAACUCUGUUCCCCGGAAAAUCUGUUUCCACUGUGGAGGCAAAACAUCGUUUUCAUACUGCUGUUGUUUAGUUUCACCUCAUGCUAUCUGUUUCAGAGGAAACCUUCUCUUGAGAAUCACCCAAGGUUACAGUUCUGUUUGAUUUCCACUCAGGGCGUGAUUGGUGUCAGCAAAAAUUUUAUAAUUCAGUGAAAAGAUCCACUUCUCCAGAACAAAUUCCCAUCUCAGGUUGAAGUAACCAGCUGUAGCCUAAAACCACAAAGUUUAUUGUUGCAUAAAAAGAUAUUCAUUCAGACUGUUUAUGUGGCAAUGUAAUGUUUUCACCAGCUUGUAAUUACUCCAUCAUGCUGAGGCGUGCUGUAAACCAAAAGCAGGAUUUUUCUCACUAAGCUUACAUCAGGAUUGGUGUAUGACACAAGGUUUCAUCAUCUUGCUUAUAGUCUAGAAGAAGCUAGUGCUAACAUUUAUUCAUGAGUUACGAUAAGUGAGUGCAAGAAGAGGUCGAAUUUAGUUGGUACCUGACCAUGAAAGUCCAGUUUCACACUAUUUCAUUUCCAUAUCACAGAACGUAUUUCUAUAAAAACAAUACUAUCUUGUUUCCGCUGUCUAUAAAACUACAGACACACUAGAUAAAAAAAAAAUGUUGUUUUUCAGCCCCUUUGUGUAGGUCGUUUUACAAUCUUGAAAACUUGAAAGAUAAAAGUGACACAGUGCUUUUAUUGUUGUAACAAGGCAAGGAGCUUUCUGACUAAUGUCAGACAAAUGCAAGCCAUGGUGAGGGUGGGUGUCAGUAAUGAGCCUAUCUUUCUGCACAAUAGGCCUCUUGUUUGGGUCGAGUCCCCCUUUACUCCUGGACUUUUGACAAAAGAUGAUGAAAGUGUGUUUGGCACUAAGGUGGAGUUAGAUUUCCCAUCAGGGCUACGAGUAACUUUGUUUCAGAGAAAAAACAAGCCUCCUCUAGCUCUGACUCUAUGCUGCUGCUGUAUGUAAGUUACUUUGUGAAUAGACUCUUAUUUGUUGUCUUGUGGUAUUUCAGUGACUUCCUGUAGUGUCCUCAGUUUAACUCAGAAAUACUUGGCCAGGUUUCCAUCCACAAAGUUAUAGCUGUAAAAGGUUGAUGGUGCUAAUGUUGGCUGUUAACCACAUUUUGUCAACUCUGUGCAGGUGCUGAUGAGGAGUACAUCUACAUGAACAAAGUCAUUGUUGGUGCAAAGGAAAAAGACGACAAAGGUGUGAGUUUUAAAUGGUUCCUACAUGAAGUGUGAUACUGAUACUUACUGAUGCCUUCUUGCCCCCUCAAAAAACUGCUAAAUUCUUCAACUAAUAGAUUUUAUUCCACCUUGAAAUUUGGUUUAUUGAUUUAAUAUAUCAUUUUGAGCCACUGACGGUAUAACUGUCAGAGUUUGAUAAAGCCUUUUACUGUUUUGAGUGUCCGCAUUGACUUGAAUUGAAUUGACUUGACUUCUGUAUGCUGAUGUUUGCAUAUAGCUUAGAGAAUUGCUAUGUUUAACCAGCCUUAAAGUAGCCUCUGGCUUUAUUACACACACACAUUGUGUUUUACUGGAGCAUCUCAAUAAACGUAGGAAUCAUUUACUAGUCUAUGUUUAGGGCUUUAAGUAAGACUUUAACUACUGUCAUCGCCAAAAUCAUAUAAAGCCUCACACAGUAACAGAGCUCUUUUUCGAGUAUGUAUUUUCAUGUUUAGGUGAAGUUUGGGACUUUAUGUUUGUUCAAUAAUAAUGUUUUUAUCAUUUAAAAUAACUUAAAUAUUAUUAUACAUAAAAAAACUGAUUUUUUUUUGACACAGAAGUUUGAUAAAAAAAAAAAAAUCUGUAUUUGUAUGAGAUAAGUACUUUUCAGUUUUGUUCUCCUUGUGUCCUUGCUACAAGUGCGCAUGUAGAUACCGCAGAGCUUUCUCAAACUGAAAAGUCCUUUGUGAAAAAAAAGUGAACUACGGCUACAUUGAAAAAGGAAAAAGUUUGUAUUGAUGGUUUAUUGUUGUCAGAACAGCAGUGCUUUCUCAAUCUGACAUGAUUCAAGUGAAUAACAGACAUAAGAAUGAGCUCCCACAAGCAGCACCCCCCCCCCCCAACUCCCCUCCUCUCACCCCCAUUUCCUGUCUGUUUCUUCAGAGCUCUCACCAUCUGAGACUGACCUGUUUUAUUUGGACAGUGUUGAAGAAUGUGGUUUCAGUGAGCACUAGACUGAACAGACAUAUUUUCAGCAGCGACGUUAGCAAAGCCGCAUGUUUUCUUCUGCAGAGACUGUUGGAAAGUGGAGGGGGUGAGAUGUGAGAACUGAGAUUACUUUGCCAUUGAUUAUUUGGUAAACACAAUCUUGUUGUGUUUGCCAAAGUGCAGAAGAAGAUACUGUAGAAAAGAAUGUUACUGAAGUAUUACAUAGCAAGAAAUGUUCCCUUUUAAGUAACAAGCGCUUAAAGUUUAACACUUUUUUUUUCACUGUAAAAUACUGUGUAGUUCAGUUAUUGUUUUCUACUGACAGCUUCCCUCACCAUUCAAGUAGAACCAGGUGAAGAUAACCAAACAAUAUUCUUGGCAAAAGAACUGGCAGAAAUGUUCUUGUCAUUUUAAUGUCAAAUUCCAAACUCUACUCUCUUUUGUCUGUUUGUUUGCCAGCACUUUUUGCUGGCUUUCUCUGUAACAUUUUUACAUCUUUCUUCACAAGCUGACAAAUAUUUGCAGACCUUUUCAAAAAUGGUCAAAUGUUGUCUUAGAAUAACUUCCAAUCUGGCAUCAUAUUACACUCACAGUCAAACUGGCUGCAGGGGAAAUAACCUUAUUGAAAGGUUACCAAAUUCGCUAGCCAGCACUUUCUGGUGAUUAUCAUGUUUACCCAUGUGACCUCAAAAAAGUUUAGCUGCUUUCCCUUGUGUCAAUCUGUAAGCAAAAAUUAGCAAACUCUUUCUUAGCUUAGCCUUAAAAUGACAAAAAGGGAAUCAGCCUGCUUUAAACUGUGCAUAAAAGAUGAUUUUGCUUGAAUUUUCCUGGAAAAACAGAUCUUUAAAGUUAGAAAGGUUUGUGAAAUUUAUAGAGAACUGGACAGAAUUGACUGAAAACAUUGUUCAUUCAACUCCUGUGGUGUGUGUUUUUCAAACCAAAGUUCUUGCUAAUGCUUUCCCUUGGUUUGGGUUAUGUGGUCCCUGUAAUGUUACAAUGAAGGGUCUGUGUUUUAGCCAGAACCAGGAAGUACUAAUAAGUAGUAUGCAUGGCAUUUGGUAAUUGUGGUACAGUAGCAUUUCAUAUUACUGUAUUAGUUUUACAUCUAUACUCAUGUCAGAGUCGAGAUGAUUGUUGUAAAAUGACUUUUGAAUUCUAUGAUCUCAUGAUCCAGAUAAAAGAUCGGAUGCCCUGGUCAAUGGGAAAACAGAAAAAUAUGUCCCUGUCCCAAAGAAGAGCCUUCCUGAUCUGCCGCCCCCCAGAACAGUAAGUGAUCACCAGCUUCUUUACAUCAGUGUGGUGUAACAUGUGAAAUGGUUUGGGCUGUUACACUGCUUUUUUGAGGCAUUUCUGUUCUUGUGGUCAUGAUGAUAGCAUAAUUGACCCCCAGACCUGCUGAGCUCAACAGAGUACAUGAGAGAGUUCAAAAAGUUUUAUGUGGAUUAUGGAUUGAGAAGUGUUACCACAGAAUCGUACCGGUUUUGAAUCUGUGGUUUUGCAAGCCAAAAAAACAUUUCCCACAACUCUCACAGCAACAAGCCCUGAGGCUGUGUGAAAUCAAUUCUCCCAUAGAAACAGGUAUUUAAUCACUCAAGGGGCAUAAAACCUCGGGAAGUUAGAAUCCAAGAGUGUGUGAAAGAGCUGCGAUGUGUUUUAUGUCGGUUGCAAAGCCGGUGGCUCCUGAAUUGGCCCAGUGUGACUACAGGAAAAACUCAGGGAAUGAGGGGUUUUGAACAUCCCGUCAGCUCCUUUGAACUUUGCAAACACACACACACACACACACACACACACACACACACACACACACACACACACACACACACACACACACACACACACACACACACACAUAGCGGCCUCCACUAACAUAAACUACAGUAGCAGCUGUUGCUAAUCAGGAUAAUGUUUAGUGUCAGCACAUGUGUGUGUACAGUACAAGUGCAUGCAUGUGAAAGUGAAUGGACUGAAAUGAAAAACACUUGUGUCACCCUGAAACGCCAAAAUCAUCCAGUCUCAUUUAAUUUCUAUAUUUGUAACUUUAAAAACACGGCACUGGUAUUCACUGGUGCGGUAGUUUCACAGUUGCAGUAAAGCUUCCACAAAGCCCUCAGAUGUGUCUGGCAAAGGCAUUACUCUGUCCUUCCCUUCAGCCUCCAGCUGUGGUGUAACUGGUCCAGUCUUGGGAAGCCUGAGUAAACACGUCCAAAGUGAACCACUCUUUGGAAAUCCCUUCAUUUGCCUGCGGGGCUUCCAUCCCUCACCAGUGAUGGUGUACACCAGGGUUAACAUGUGCUUCACUGUGAAUACAGAGUCACCCCUUAUCAUUGCAGUGAAAAGCGCCCCCUUGCUGUUGACAUAAUGUCCUGACAUGGCUGUCCACUGACCUGUCGUGAUGUUGUAGCAGUCCAUUAAACAGCGCAAGAAGUCAUCGCAUGGCCCGUUGCGCAUCACAUACAAAUUGUCCCUGUGCGCUGCCAUGCAGUGGCCAUAGCUCUGAGGUUUGAUCAUGGUGGUUUCAAGUUUCCACUCGUUCCUCACUGGUAUGUAUUCGUAAAUAUCUGUGGUGUCUGGUGGUUUCCAGAAGCAAACAAACAUCCGCCGUCUUGCAACAGCACAAGCUGCAGAUGCUACUGGUCUUGGUGCGUUUUGAAUGAAGGUCCAUUCUCCCUUUUCAACGUUAAAACUUUCUGCUGUGGCAAUUGUACGUUUCUGGAAUUCACCACCAACGGCGUAGAGUCGACCUUCGUGCCCAAGCAGAGUAAAGUCGUAUCUUGGUUGCUGGGGACCUGGAAGAGCCGUCCAAACCCCUGAGUUGGGGUCAUAGCAAAAACUGCCAUCCACUGUGUCCUUACCGUAACCGUAAACUCCUCCGACAAUGUACAGCCGAUUGUCAAGAACGGCCACACCAGCCAUGGAGGUGCUGCAGAGAGUUGGGAGGUUUGUUAGAUGCUUCCACUCUUCCUGUUGUUCAUCAAGGUAACAAACAAUCCUGAAGGAGUCAUGCAGCAGCUCCAUGGAGGGGGAAUGAGUGCCUAUCGCAAUAAAAGACGUAGGAGACAAUGAUUGAGAAUAUCGAAGAAGCUCUUCAGGGAUUGCACACUCUGCUGCUUCCUUCAAAUCCUCAUAAGUGUCACAAAGGAAAAGAGCAGCAUUGUGCAAUAGUGAGAGCACACCAAAGAUGUUAGCCGCACGGUAAAGCAAGAGGCAGUUGUCUGAAUCGAUGAUGUCGCAAAGAUGCUGCUCCAAACAUGCAACCUGCAGGAACGCAGCACACUCUACUGCUUCUACAAGCUCAUCCGGGUCAGUGAGGGUGGGAACCUCUCCCCUGCAGACAGCAAGGGUGAUGAGGAAGCCCCUUGCACGAAUUCCCCCCUUCAGGUGGAGCUCAUCCUGGUGGCUUUCAAUCAUCCCAGAGCGGAAGAGAGCGCUAAAGAAGCUGCUGUUCCUUGCUAGCAAGGCCCGCUCCACGGUGAACCAGCUCUCCUCCACCCUCACUCUCACCCGGCCUGCCGGGUACUCCAGCUCAGGGGUCGAAUUCUCAGCAUGAAUUUCCUGGUUGACUCCCAGGCCUGCAGGCGCUUCCAUGAUCUCUUAAACCCUAGGUCUUUUCUCUUCCUAUAAGUGGCUCUCAAGAGACAGCUCAGCAUGUGACUCAAGUGUCAAUUUGCCAUUUUUCCGGGAGAUCUGGACGGUAAAUAAAGGUUUGUGAGGGUUCCAUUGCGUCCUGUCUGCAUGGUCUGAAAAUAGAGUGGGACUAUAGAUAGCAGCUGUGCCACUUGGAAGCGUCAGGCAGGGAAAGGAAAACUGUUGACAUGCACAGUGAGCGGUUAUGUGGCUGCACGCAACUGGUCAUUAUCAAAACCACCGUAUAAUUGGCUAGUUUAAGUAUUUACUGAAUUAUUCAUGAUUUCAUUAUCAGCCAGCAGUUCCCCUUCAAUCUUAUUUUUGUUUACAUGACGUUUUUUUUUUUUUUUUUACAUGCAUAUUUUACCUUUUUUAUUGGUAGUAUGUUUGUACCUCAUAAACACGAAUGAAAACCAAAAUGCUGAACCCAAAAUAUUCAAGUAGGAAAGGUUAAAGUGUUCCCAAGUGGACAAAAAUGAUGAAAAAAUAAGUAUAGUUUUUGCAAAAUGUGUGUCAUGAGUGGUUUUACUACCUCCCAUCAUACAGAGGAGCAGGUUUCCCCUACUUUGCUAAUUCCUUGGAAUAUUCUUAGAUAGUUUUCACUUUGUUUAAGUGUUAAAAGAUGUUGAAAGUGAUGUCAAGAGGAGUCCUCUGGAGUCUGGCUUUCCUGAGCUGAUUUUCUCUACCUUCUUCUCUGCUCUAAGCUCCCAGCAGGCUCUUAGAUACACUCUUAAGUAUGUGUGUGUCUCUGUGUGUGUGUUUUCACUGUGCUGGAUUCUUGGCAUGGGAACCAGGGAUUUUCCAUGUUCCUCUGACUGUUCGUUUUUUGGCCUUUUUUUCCCACUCUACUCAAAGCCCCUCCACCACACCCGUAUUCCUCCUCCUCUUCUUCAGCCUCCUUCCCCCCCUUCACUUUGUUAUUUAUGCUCUGACUCCUCCAUCCAUUCCUCCUACCCCAUGUUUCUACGGCAAGGACGAGUGUGUGUGGCAUGUGGGAUUUAAGUGACUGCUGUGAUUCGAAAGACUUCUGGGAGAAAAAACUCAUCUACAGACACACCUGACUCUUCCUCUUCCUGUGUCGUUGGUUUCUGUAAACCCCUGCCAUCUCCUCUCAGUCUUUGGCCCAAACAACAGCGGACAGAUUUUUGUCUAGAGAUGAGCAAAAAGGAAAGAGAAAAAGAAAGAAGAUAGAGAUAAGAGUGGAAGGGUGGGUGGGCGGUCAGGGGGUUGUUGCUGCUGCUGCUGCUCUGGAAUGCCUGGCUCUUUGUUUUAAUUAAUAACAGAUGCCUGAAACUGCAGUUUUUUUUCAGUGUAGAGCAGUUUAAACUGUUAAUGUUGUUGUGUCUGUGUGAGAGCACUUCACUUUACAGUGUGUAUCCAAGAAAAAUCCCUUUUUCUCCUGAGUCUCCUUAUGGAUCCUAAACUUUUGUACCUGUAUACUUUAGCAGCGGGGUAAAAUAAUAUUAAAAACAUCUUUUAGGAAACAUUUAGAUCGAAUGAAAGUAGUUUGUUGCCAAAGAAUUGAAAUCAAAUAACAUUCUGUUGUACAGCAAUGUUCUUUUUGUCAAAUCCAUACUUUCUAAAUUUGCAUUUGCCCUCUAGCCUCUAUUUAUAAUGUAUAAGUUAAGGCUUUUGUUAGGGGUUUCAAGCUAGCUACAAAACAGACUAACUUCUACUGAUGGGUCACUCUGACCUUCAAAAGUAAACAAGACUAUCAGUGAAAGAUUUACUGUGUCUAUAAAGCUUUGCAUGUCUAAAAUCAUUGUGGCAGGGUAUGUGUCAUAAAAGGUAGAUUUUUAUGUUAAAUGCAUAGGAUGUUAAAAGAAAACAUGAUGAGUUUUUUGAAAAUAGUGCAAAGGACAACAUCAAAAGUGCCAAAAUUAAUGCAGACCCAAGCUUUCAAAUGAAUUUUCUAUCAUCUGAAUCAAAUACUUUUAAAACAAAGUACAAAAAUAAAAUACAAAAUAAUCAAACUAAUCUAAAAGUGUAAUAGUAAGGUCAGUCACACACAGUCCCGAAGGCAUGUUUUUUUUUUUUUUUUAAAUCACUGUUACUGUCACUUUCCUGAGUUUAAUGUCUUCCUUUGUUUUUGUGAUUUAUGGUGUCACCAUUCUUGUUCUCUAUCAAGGCUUGGACCUGAAAAAGCUCUUUAAGCUUAUUUAUAGUAUCUAGGGAAUAGUCGUGGGGUUUUUGUCUUUGAUUAAGAGGUUAUCUCACUUUUUCGUGUCCAAAAGUGAGAUUUUUUUUGAAAACUUUUUUGGCUGACAUGUUUGCUAUUUGGCAUUAUCCUUUGUCAUGUCCUCAGUUGUGACUUCUCUGAGCUUUAAGAACAUUUGCGCAUCUUGUGAAUUUUAAUUUCAUAAAAGAAGUUGUAGUUGCAUGAUUAGAAAAGUAAAGCCAAUGAAGUGCCUUUAAUCUGCAAUUCCUCAAACACUAAGCUAGCGGGCAACAACUACCAUUCUUACAAAAACAAGUUUCCUCUGAUAUGAUUUUUUAACUUGAAGCUGCUGUGAGAAACGUUUGUUUUAAGUUAAUUUUGGUGCUUUCUGCGGGGGGUGUACACUGACCAGUGCGACACCUACCCUAUGACAGUAUUUAGAAACGCAUCAAUAAGUACAGUAUUUAAAAAGUAAAUCUAAUCAUUAAAAGCUUUUUUGCCUUUCUAGGUUUAUUUGUUCUCUCAGGCUGGAUAUCUCCUCCAGUCACCACAAAUAUGAUGCCAAUCACGAUACGGUCAUGAUAAGUGGUUCUUUUGAGUUAAAUCUGUCUUUUUAGUUUACAUCUGGUGUCAUAACUUUUUUUUCACUAUUUCCUGUCAUUACGUCAUUCUGCAUUGAGAAACUGUAGCUCAUGAUACAGUCUGACAUUUAUGUUUGCUGACACUCGCAUUAUGAGAAAUCCGCAACAGCUCCAUAAUGUAGAACUGAUGUUACUCCACCUUCUUUAAACCGCGUUGAUAACAUCUCUGUCCCACGCUUAUUCUUUGUGUGGAUCCUUUCCUCCGCUCUCUGGCAUGCAGGAUAAUCACACAGUCAAGUCAUCGUCACUGUGACUGUCUGCCGACCAUAACAUGACGCCAGUCGUUAUGACAACAUACUGCAUCUGCUCUGUAUUAGUGGUGAUGUUAGAUCAGUGAUGUGAUACAGCGGGGGAACAGCUCACAAACAGGGUAUUCCCUCUCCAGCAGCACACAUCUGAAAUAAUGUGUCUGCAAUUUUGAUAUAAACAGACUGAAAUUAUGUUUUUCAAUAUUUUAUCAAAAAACAGCUGUAUCUAAAGACCCACCACAGGUUAGUAAACCCUAAAUAUGAUAAAUAACAGCCUUUUUCUGCUUAUUUUCUUUCUAAAGCAUAGCUACGAAUCAAACAUUAGCUGACUUCCAAAGCUGAUUUCAGAGUGAAAUCUCAUUAAAAGGCAUAAUUUUUAGCUGUAUCAAACUGAUCUCCAUACUCAAUUUAACAAAGUCUGAUCUUAUAAAAAACUCAAAGAUUCUUAACUUUGCAAGAAUUCAUAUUUUUCCGCAGAGCCAGCCUCCCUCAGGCAUGGCUUUUCUAAUAUAUUCAGCUCCUCUGCUUGAGGGUUAUAUCUCAUAUUUCUAUGAUCUUGCAGAGAAUAUGACAGCCUUAGGGGGAAGCUGCAGUGAAAUGAGGGAACACAGACAGCAUACUCAGAUAAGUGGUGGGAGGAAACAUUAGUUGUAGUUAGGAAAUCUUCUUUUUGUCAUUCAGCUCGUGGGGUUUCAGAGAGUUCACUUGGGGAAAAAAAGUUUUCAAAUAUAUAGCUUUCAUAUAUACGGUAUAUGUACAGUAUAUGUGUCCUCUGGGGACUUCUCCCAGAGUGACAUCUGUCACUACUGUUACUUCUCACUUUGGCCCCUGAGGAAUCACUCUGCUAUGUUGCUGUAUCAUUCAUCUUACAGCGUCAUGGUGUUUCUUUCCAUUCCCAACAGAAAAUGUAGAUUUCAUCUUAACAGGCAGCUACUGGAUUUUUUGACCUGGUAUGUCAUCUUGGUUUACCUAUGUACAAGAAAAAACUUGCAUAUCUGCCAUCUACCACCUAUGAAAGACACUGUAUCUGAUAGCUUGAGACGCUCCUGCCGGAUGAAGGGAUAAAAGAUGUCUAUCAGUGAAAAAAUUCCUAAAUGCUAUUCCCACCUGAUGACAUAACUUCCUAAAAGGUUGUCUUAUCAAGAGGCACGUGGAGUGAUGGAUGAUUCAUGCGAUACGAUGUCUCCAAAAAUUCUCCAGAACUUCCAGCACUCAUCAGAUAUGUGGAUUUUAUUGUUGAAGGUGAGUCACCAAAAUCAGGUUGUGAGUCUUCCAGGGUUCAAGUUUGAGUUGAGUCCCCAUUUCCUACAAAUUUAGGGAGAAGACCGCCAUGUGACUCACAAACUUGUCCCUGUGUGAACCUGAAAACAGAUAUCAUUCAUAAACAUUAUUCUGACUGGUCCUGUUGACAUGCCUAUCAGUGGUUGAGUCACUUCAGAGACCAACAUUACCUCUCACGAUCAGUCCAGUUAACUUUACUGUCUCUUGGACAGGUGUCUGUUAAAGGUUGAGGUUGCCCUCUCAUAUUCUUGAUUCAUAUCUUCUCUUGCUUGGAUGUGCCACAAAGCCUUAGACAAGAAAAAUGCACAAAUUAUGGGACCUCUUUAAGCAUCCUGGCAGCAACUGUAGUUGAAGGACAGUUGCUUCAAAUGUGAAUAAAUUAUUAUGGCCUCAAUGACAAGGGAAGGAAAAAAAGUGAUGAUAGAUGUCUUGAAAAUUUAUCCCGAACAUGUAACUCAUUAAGUUUGAAAGUAAUGGAGACCCUCCAGAUGACUUGUAAGCAGCCAAACAGCGGAGAGUCUGGUGUUUCCCAGCACUACGUAAAGGCGCAGACAGACGCUCUUCACCACACAGGAGACGAGAAGAAAGACAGAAGUGAAGCCAGACUGCUGAUUGAUUUCAGGAAAGCCACUGGGCCCACACACACAUAUUAAAAUACACACCCUCUUUUUCUUUUCCGUAUGUAUACACACACUCUCUUCCCUUUAGGCAAGCAUAUAAAUGUUUAGUGCACAGGGUCAGACAAGGAUUGGUUACAUGAGGAAUUCCCUACUUGCUCCUACAAUGACAGCUGGAUGAUCUGCCUGCAGGGAGAACACAUGUUGAUAAUAUCAGUGUGUUUGUGUUUGAGUGUGUGUUUUAUAUACUCCUUUGGAGGCUUUAUGGUUGGAGGGCAUGUAACCUGAAUCAAUUUGCUAGAUUAAAACAUUUUUUCCUGCCCUUCUAUCAUCUGUCAGGGUGUGGUGGGUCGUGAGCCGUUCCCCUUACCUGCAGUUCCAGCUCCCACUGAUAAUUCAGAGAGUUACUAUGAAGAGGCUCAGCCCUAUGAGGAAACGUUCAAUGGUAAGAAGUCUGCUUCAAUGCUAUUUAUAAUGUUCACAUUAUGGUCCAGUUCAAGUGGAUUGUUAAAAAUGUUCGACUUUUUAAUGUUUGUUUGGAUGUAAAAUAAGUCACAGGAGGAAAAUAUACUAAGUGCUGACCUUCUCUGUGACAAAAUGUGGGCUCUUCAUUGAAUUAAAUACACAGAUGAAAUUAAUACACAUGGAAAAAAAAAACACAAAACCUGUAGCUUUAUUGUGAAUUCAACACUGCAGAGCUCUGAACCUGCAUUACUUUAAAGACUAGCAGGGGGUAAUGUUACUGGUUGCAAAAAAAGUCAAAUCCUGUAGGAGUCCAUUAAAAAGCAACCUUUUAUUUUCCAACUAUUUUUUUACUUUGAAGGCCUGUGUCCACCAUUAACUUUUUUCUUUGAGGGCCUGUGUCCACCAUUAACUUUUCACUUUUAGGGCCUUUGUCCACUUAUGACCUCUGUUUUGAAAUUGCCUGUAUUUUAAAUUUCAGUAUUCUGCAUCAAAUUCCCCCAUAAUUUCUCACUGCUGUUAGUUGCUGCAGUUGAACAUGGUUCUACUUUCUGAACACUGUCCUCUGAAAUUUCUGAUAUCAACUUUCUGGUAUCAACUAUAACAGGGGUAAGGGGCCAACAUCCAGGUUGAGGACCACCAAACUUGUGAAUUCAAGUCCCGUUUUUCAUCAUGUCUAAGAUCAAUGGAAAAUUCAAAUGUCAUGUGAGGCUGUUUCAUCAUGGAAACACUGGUAUCUCGCUUUUAUGACGUACCUUGCAAAUCUGGGAAUUUACAUGAGAGACAAAUUAUUCACUUUACAACCUAAAGCCAAUGACCUUUGUUUGUUCUUUAAAAAAAAUACAAAAAAAUGACACCUGUAACACUAACCUGUUAAAGAGAAUGGAAACAGUCUGAUCUAACGUAGGGGAAAGUUGUCUGUUUUCUGAGAAAGUGGUUUAACACUCGUCAAAACCUGCAUCAUCGGAUCAACCGUGGCUAUUUACAAGUGUUGCAGACACCAUGACCACAACCUGGAGGGAGCUUGUUUUGCUUGUAAUGUGCAUCACAAGUUCAUGACAUGUUGUGCUGUGGUAUUAAAGUUAUUUUAAUGACUCAUAAUUAGGACAGUGAGAAGUUUCUACAGUGUUGCUGCACUAAUUAAACUUGUGUUGUACCACAGCAGUGUAGCAUAUUUAAAAGUGGUGGGCUUGAGGGUGCAUGUUAUGGUUCACUUUACUCCAUUUGAACAAAUAGACUAUACUUUUACCAACUGGCAAGUUAAGAUCUGUUAUGAUACAUUCACAAAGGGUUAAAAGGUGAUCUAGGCCCCUGUCUUUAUUCAUAUUUUAAGACAUUUUUUCCAAUCUUGUUUCUUUAUUCCUCGCUUUCUUCUUUUUUGUUUGUUUUUCCUUCCUUUGAUUUCGUGUAGAUCUGGACUAUUUUGGCCUCACCUCAGGGCCUUGGAUGCGAAUGCAGAACUCUGACAGUGUGGUCUAUGCUGUUAUCAAUAGGGGUAUUUACUUGUUUGUCUCUGGAUGUUUGGUUUUUGUGCUGCAUGUCUUGCGAUUGCUUGAGUCAUGAGCAGGAAUGUGCACGGGCUGAUCUGCCUGAGCCUGCAGUACUCAUUUUCCAGCAUGGCCAGUGUCUUACAUGUUCACAAACUUCAUGAGUCAUUUAUCAGUCCCAUCUUACCAAUUUUCUUUCCAUUACACCCUUUAUAAAUGUUUUAAUAUCUUAUGUUUGGUCAGCAGUUGCAGAAGGUCAUCAAGAUCCAGAAAAAAUCAUCAUCUCUUGGUCAUCAGACUAAUUUAACAUGCCAUUAUCAAUCUAUUUUCUUCAGUUUUCCUGAACAUCUGAAUUUGUGUCUUAGAUGAUGGGGAGGCAGUCAGCAGUUCAUAUGAAUCGUACGAUGAAGAGGAAGUUACCAGAGGGAAAUCACCAUCGGCACAGCACCAGUGGCCAUCAGCAGAGGCGUCCAUAGAGCUGAUGAAGGACGCUAGGAUCUGUGCGUUCCUGUGGAGGAAGAAGUGGUUAGGCCAGUGGGCCAAACAGCUUUGUGUUAUCAAAGAUCAUCGACUGCUGGUGGGUAAAAGACCAUAAAAACCUUAAUUUCAGUCUUAGAAAAGGGAGUUUGAAAAAGGGUAUACUAUUUGUCUCGCUAUGCUAUCAGUUCAAUCUAAAAUGAAAAAGGUUACGCAAACUUAGCUGUUACACGAUGUCCUUGUUUUGCCAUUUAUUUUUAGGAUGGAAAAUCCAAGUCCUCUAAAACAACAAAAUGGAGCAUACCAGAGUUUACAACUGUUCAUUCCUCAUUUGGGCUGAUAACAUAAUAUUUUUAAAAAAGCACAAAAGGCCACCGACUCAAAAAACAAGCAACCAGGAGAGUGGAAGUGGAACUUAUUUGGUUUGUUUCAGAGUGGUGGGAUAAUGUGGCAUGUUGGUUUAAAAGCAGCAGAGAAGCAGUAAAGUGUGUUUUACAGGCAAAUAUACAGGCAAGUAAGCGAGAAAAGUCUACUUUUUUCGUUCACCUUUUAAAUUCAAGGCCUAGCUAGCUGUUGUAAUGCCAGCUUGGCUAAUUUCCCUUUAAUUUAAGAUCUAAAACUAAGGCAAAAACAUCAGAAGAGUAGACUUAUUAGCAUCUAACUUUCUGAAAAACUCAGAUUAACGUAAUUUCUAUCCUUUUUUUACCGUAAUGCAAAUAAGAUAAGUGGAUUUACCUCACUGCUGUGAAAAAAAAGUGUUUACUAAUUUUCACUUAUUUAUAUGUGAUGUAUUCCUAAUGAAAAGCCUUGUAAAUAAUCUGUUGCAGUAGGUGUAGCUUGUACUUGUCUGCUUUUAAAUGCUGUCCUUGCUCUUGUUAUGUAAGGCUUCGUUAAUAUUUAUAGACUAGAAGAAUUCCCCUGAAUACUUCACAGUAUGAAACCUCAAGAAGGCUGGAAUCAUUUAAUGUAGUGAUUUACAAUUCUAAUUUUUUUGUCUGCCAUGCUAAAUCAUUUAGGGAUUUUGAUUUAUUUUUAAAACACUACUUGUAUCAACACAGAUGCCACUGUUAGAAGCAUGGUAGAAAUGCUUCUCAGUCCUUUGCUUUUGUUACUAGACUCUUUUGCCUACAGUGAGCCUUCAAAGUGAAGUCAGUAUUACUUCUCUCUCUCAGUGUUAUAAGAGCUCUAAAGAGCAGACACCUCUGCUGGAUGUAAGUCUGUUGGGCUGCACUGUGGUCUACAAAGAGAAGCAGCUCAAGAGGAAGGAACACAAACUAAAGAUUAUUCCAGUGGGAGGGGAGGCCAUUGUGCUGGGCCUUCAGAGCAAGGAGCAGACCGAACUGUGGCUCAGGGUAAGCUAGUUCAAAAAGCAACCAGUGUCUCUGUCUACAAUCAUUGGACCUGAAUCUUUUUUAAAGCUUAUCUUAUUUUUUGGUAAUGAUUUUGAUCUGUAGGUCAUUCAUGAGAUAAGCCCCAAGCCAACAGAAAACUGUGAAGCUCAACACUCGAUGUCAGACUCUCCAAGGCUCAUCUGUACAAAGGUAUGCUAGUUUUUGGUGUUAGACUACUUUGACAAUAUCUGAAGAGGGUCCAAGAGCAUUUAAUCAUAUUUACACCCAAAAUACAUUACUCCCAAGAGCCUUUACCAACUCUAUAUGCAGGAUGUGUCAAAAAGCCAAAUCAGUGACAAUUGUUAAAGGGAUACUACGGCGUAAAAUUAAUUUAGGGUCAAACACACCGUAGCACUGCGUUAGACACCCCCUCGAGAGAUAAAUGUUGCCGACCGCUUGCUUCUCUAGUUAUACCAACUGAAGUAAGGACCGCACAAUAGCAAUACACAGCGGUCUGAGGAGCCAUAAACAAACCUCAACCAAAAAGCCACUCUAUAGCCACAAAUAAUGCUCAGAACAGAAUCUAACUUCAUCAGCAGUACAUGUAGGGUCCCAGCCACAGUACUAGCCACCAAACAUCUUUUUAACUUUGCCAAAUUUCUUUAGCAAAGAGACUAAACACAACUCACUUUCUCUUCCAGCAGCCGCUUGUUUGUCCCAAGACCUCAGGCCAGUCCAUUACAGACUACAGCGGGGUGACACAGCUCAAGGAAGAACAUUUAUGAUCAUUUCUCUAUCAUUUCCUUGAAGUAAUAAUCACCAUAUUAAUCAUUUUGCACUGCAGACGCGGUAGUUCUUUUGCCUUAGCACCUUGGUCUGAAUGCAUUUCCAUAAAGAAAUCAUCAUAAAUGUUCUUCCUUGAGCUGCGUCACCCCGCAGCAGUCCAUAAUGGACUGGCCCGAGGUCUCGUGACAAACAAGUGUCUGCUGGAAGAGAGUAGGUGAGUUUUUGUUUAGUCUCUUUGCUAAAGAAGUUAGUCAAAGCGGUUGUUACUAAAGUUGGUAUAACUAGAGAAGCAAGCUGUCAGCAACAUUCAUCUCUCGAGGGGCAGUCUUACUCAGUGCUACGGUGUGUUUGACCCUAAAUUAAUUUUACGCUGAAAUAUCCCUUUAAGUCUCUGUACUUUCAGAAAGUACUAUCCAGUGAGAGAGAAACUAUGGAGGGCUAAGGUAGUGUCCUGAUGUCUUCUAUUACAUGCACAAUCAGGUCCUCCAAGAGCUCCUAGUGCUCGGGUAACUGAUGUGUAUUUCUGAUGUGAAUGGAAAUUUCAUGGCAAAUAAGUGACAGGACUGUUGUGACUUUCCAGGGAGAUCUGAGUGAGAGAUACUCAGUAGCUUCGGAGAGUGGCAGCAGCACUGACAGUCACGCUGAGACGCCGGACAACAAAGAUGGUAAGCGGCUUCUUCGGCUCUGCGCUCCAAGAUCUGAGUGUGAGCAGCAAAUUUUUUUCAAAAAUCAGGCUUAGACUCUGCUUUCUUCCCCUUCAUAGUGAAGAAAAAGUACGGUGCAGGUCUCAAGUUCAGUAACCUCAUGAACAUCGGGAAGAAAAAAACAUCUUUAUUAGAGAGCCCAGAGAAAUGUGUGAACACCUCAGGUCAGUACAGAUCUACUCUUCAUGUUGCAUCAUCACUGUAAAAUCCCAAAAUAUUAAUACUACUACAAUUUCUCACUGCAUUUGAAUUUGUCUGAGUGGGUGGUCUCUGCUGAAGGCCUCUCCUCCUACUUAGUACAUUCUAUACAUGUCAGUAUUUCUUAUUUGCAGCCUUUAAAAUGAAGGUUACAAUUUGGCUGUCCUAUUAGUUUGCUUGGUUUAACAAGUACCAGUAUGUUUUUGAUGUGAGGCACAUUUAUAUACCCACUGGUGAGCUCUUGAAACAUAACUGCCUUCUUUUUGUUGCAUUGAAUAAUUAAAAAAAGGCCAAAAAGUCAUGAAAAAUUUGUAUAACUAGAAGCAGAAAUACCAGAUUUUGAAGUCAGCUUUUCUUUCCUCUGUCAGGCUACCUCAAUGUGUUGGUGAACAGCCAGUGGCGGACCUGCUGGUGUCUAAUCAAGAACGGGCAGCUUUGGUUUUACCAGGACAAGGGCAAGAACAAAGUAAGCCAGCCAGCUGUGACCCUGGGGGGUUGCAGUGUUUUGCCUGACCCGAGCCCCGAGCAUCUGUACUCCUUCAGGAUCGACAUGGACGGCACACAGCUCGCAACCCUGGAGGUAGAUGAAGGCUGUCUUUUUCUGCUACAUACUGCUGUAUCCCAUGAUGUGCUCUGUCAGGUGUUUACCUCAUGUCUACAGUUUUGUUUAUUUCUCUGUCAUAGUCUUUUUUUGUGUCUUCAACCCCUCCUUUGCUGUUUUCAUCCCUUUUCUUGGUUUCCCAAAGCAAAUAAACUAUUCAGAUUUCUGUAUGUGAAUUAAUAUGAUUACAGUCAGUCCUGUUAGUCCAAUUAGUCUGUGAUGAGAGCGACAUCUGUAGCAACAGCCUGCUUUAUUAUAUCUGCUGUAUACUCUCCAGAAAUAACAGACUCAUGCAAUUAACUGUUUUUAUAUAAUGCCCAAUCAGAAUGAUGCGCUUUGCACAGCUGUGUCAAAGUUUCAAAGUAAAGGUUUCUGAAUUCUGAAGCUGGCUGCAAAAUUAAAUACAUAUAGUUGAGUGUUUUCACAUGGUUUUUCUACCAUAGGUUAAUGCAUGCCUUCAGUUAGGGGGUGAUCCAAAGAGGAAGAAAAGGACAUACUUUAUUAACCCUUGAGAAGGAAACUCAAUUUAAUCAGUAGAGUCUAUUGUUGACCAUGCAACAGACAGGGAACACACAAAAAUGCACAAACAUGGGUCCUAUUGGCGUGCACUAAUGGAGAGAUGUCAGAGUAAAGGAGCUGCACACAGACGUGGGCCCUGAGCUGUUUGAAUGAUCAAUCCUAUCAAUAGAGAAAGAGCCAAAAAUUAAUCUUGAACGAAGGAAGUAGCCAAGGGUAUCAACUGAAGAUUUGACUUUGGUGUAUUUGAGAAAGGAAUGUGCAAAUUAUUUAAAAACUUUGUUAAAAGAAAUAUGUCAGAUUUGUCUCAGAGGGCCUACCAGUGGCUAGUGUCUUAAAGGCAGCAAAGGGAAAACACAAACAAGGUGUUUGAAAGACACAGGGCACACAGCUGUAUCAGGAUCAGAUGAAGGGUGUACCUUAAAGUCCAUUAAUAAUGAAUCUGGGCUGGCAAAAUGUUGGUAGGCAAAAUAACAAACUCAGCAUUUCUCUAAAAAAAACAUGUUAAGAAAAUAUACUAAUAUGUCCAUGUUUGGAAAUCAUUUUCUGCUGACAUCAAACUAAGCUCAAGUAAUGUAUGUAAACGCACAGGGGUGGUCUGUGUGUCUUUGUGUGCUUAUGACUGUAUGUAUAUGAGUGUGUGUGAUGGGUGUGGACGUACUGGGAUUUCAGGGACUGAUGCUACGCCCUUUUUCAUUAGGUCUCCAGUACCACCCUGCUACAGUGCGUUUGGUCAUAAGCAGUGGAAUUUGAUGUUUAGUCUUGAGGGCUCUGCCUGACACACUUUUCUACAGAAACUUUCCUUUUAUAAUUUAUUUCAUAAUGGUGAAUAGAAAAACUUCAUCAAGGUUAUUAACUACAAACUUCAAAGGAGAAGCCUGUACAAUCCUGCUAUCCUCUUAACGCUGUAUUUAAUUGUAGGUUUGUUAUUGUUACUUUAUUUUGGAACAAUUUAGCUCAGCUGAGGACAGAUACAUAAUAAACUGCUGGGAAAGUAUGCUGUAGCAAUCAUUGCAUUAAUACCAAGUGACAGAUGGCACGCAGUAAAAACCAUUAGUGUUUUAUACUCAUGAUGUUGUAAGUGAUCGGUAUGUUAUAAGUGAUCUUUUCUUCCACUUGUUUCUUUCCUUUCUCUCUCUCUCUCUCUCUCAGGCUAAGACUUCUGCAGACAUGGGCAACUGGCUGGGCCUCCUGCUGUCACAGACAGGGACGAAGACAGACCCUGAAGAGCUGACGUAUGACUACAGCAACACUGAGAGGAUCUCCAACAUCGUCACUGCUGCCAAGACUUCCUUAUAGUGAGAUCAUUUCUUCUGUCUGUUUUAAGCAGCACAGUUUUUUGGAUAGAAAUUACAUGAUGUGUGCUGUGUGUAUCUCUGUAGCUUGAUGCAGAGGAGAUAUUCAGAGCCAAACACCUACACUGACACCCCACCCUCCAUCUCCAACAACUCUGAUGAGCUGUAUGAUGAUGUGGCAUCCAUAGCUGAUCCAGAGGUUUGUUAUUGAUUUUUUUUAGUUGAACUGUUUAAAUAUGAACCACCCAGUGCUUUCUGUCAGUAGAUUAUGAAAGUAAUCCCACAGCACUGCUGUUGUAGAAUAAUCUGCAUGCAUCAUACUAUGUUACAGAGGUGAAAUAUAGCAAAGGAAACAUGAAAACAGUUGUUAAAACUCAUGUCUUGUCAUUAGCAGCAGCUCUAGACCUUGAAAUUGAACUUCUGUCUUUUAGCAGAGAAGAAUGAUCUGUUGGUUUGGUGCUUUUUCAGCUUUUAAAGCAGCCUCUCUGACCUCUUUCGAUGCUCUGUGACUGAUUUCACUUUCAUUCUCACUUCUUUUUUGGCCACUCUCCAUUUCAUAACUUCCUCCUCUAAUGUAUAACAGGAUGCUGAAGAGAGCGCCCUGCCUGACAGUGAGGACAACAACCUCCAAGAGCAAAAUGCAACCUUCACACAGGACAAUAAGGACUCAGAGCAGGAUACUGACGAUAGGGUUUACCUGGAUCUGGUCCCUGUACGCUCCUUCCUGCACACGUCCUGUGGAAAUAAACCUGCUCCUGCCAAAGAAACUUCAGGACAUUCUUCAAUCCCAGGAGAAGACCAGAAGGACCAAACAUCUCAAAAUAAUGAGGUACUUCAAAGGGAUUUAAACUGAUAACUGUUUUUAUUAUCUUUCGUCGGCUUAACUCUUUGUUUUCUGUCUUUUAAUUUCAGGUAACUUCAACAAACCCAGCUGAGCCAGAACCAACACCUGCGUUAAAUGGAACAAGUGCUGCCGCCGGCAAACCAGAACUAGAGCGGCCCCCAUCUCCGAAUACCCCACAACAACAAUCUCAACCAGUUAAGACCUUGUCUCAAAACCAGGAGACCCCAAAGAGGACCCUUGAGAUCCCACAGGUCUUCAACUCCCCCUCCUCGGGGGUACAGAUUCAUAGUAAAAGCCUGGUGGUGCCAAAUGCAUCUGGGUUUCCUCAGAGUCCUCAACCCCUGCGGCCCAAGUCACAUACAAUAGGUGAGGAUGAAAAACAGGGACACAUGGUUUAAAGGUUGCUGUUUUAAUGUUACACUUCAAUGGCUCCCUCUUGUGGAAGAUUAAACCCACUACACCCAAAGGCAUCAAAGUUUAACUGUAUAUUUCAAUAAAGAUGUUGAUUUUUCUCAUGACAAAAGCAUCUUCUUGGUAUGUAUUUGCAGUCUUUGAAAAAUUUAAUCAUGAUAUCUUUUUAUUUGUGUAUGAAUUUAUAUCUGUCAUACUUCAUAUUUUAGGGUGUUCUGGUGCAGUUGAAGUAAAACUCGGCAAGAACCGCACAGAAGCCGACAUGCGACGCUACACUGAUGACCGUGACCGCCUUGAGAAAGAGAGGGAGGAGGUGAAAAGCAGCCUGGCCAACCUGAAGAAGCAGAAGAGGGAAACCAAAGAGGAGCUAAGCGCCUGCAAAGGUUCACAUUGAUGUUUUUGUUGUGCGGUACCUUCCAAUCAUGAAGUCUACAGCAAUGACUGACACCUUUCUGCUCUCCUUAGACCCCAAGCAACAGGCCUCAUUAGAAGCCCGUCUGAAGCAGAAGGAGGAGGCGUGCCGUGAGGCGGAGCAUCGCAGGGUAGAAGUGGAGCUGCAGUUGAUGGAAGUGAAGGAGUGUUUGAAGAAGGUGGAGUCGGGACCGUUCACACUAGGAACCACACUGGACAGCAGCCUCCAGGACAUGCCCACAGUGAGUGUGAGGGCAGAUUCAUUUAAAGAAAAUGCAUUCCCUCUUUUUAUGUCUUCAUCUUACCUGUUACUCUCUCUACUCUAUAGUCCAAGACAGCAACCCUACCUGCUUCCCAGACAUCAUUAUCAUCAUCAUCAUCGUCGUCCUCAUCAUCCCAAUCUUCCAACAGCAACGUCAGUGCUGAUCCUGCCUCUCCUGCCUCUCCUGUCAACUCUGCCUCUGCACUCAAGAACAGACCUGCUUCUAUUAUGGCCACGAAAGGCAAAGUCCUGCAGAAAGCCAAGGUGAGACCAUAGAUUUCUAGAAUUGAAGUUUGAAACAACUUUUACAGUAAUCACCACUAGACAAGAACCUACUUUUUGAAAAAAUCAAAGGACAGGCUUGUGUUUUUAAGUCUGAUCAAAGCAGAAAUACUGAGUUAGCAGCUGUAAUGUCAUGUUAAUGAUUGAAAAAGUCCUCUAAAGGUAAAAAUGUUCUCUGUUUCUGAGUAAAUGUAACGAAACUUCUUGGCUAAUUUUAGAGAAAAUUGAGAUUUAAACUCAAACUAGGAAAUUGUUAAUUGAAACAUUUCAAGAACAUUUUGAAAAUUAUUACAAAUAACUUUUCAAAAGUGUGUGUUCUAGCUGCUUAAUUGUGGUUUUGCCAAGGGCUGCACCGUUAAUGUGAAGGUGGCAUGCAAAAAUGCACAAUAAAUAAGUACUGUAAAUAAAACAGUAGUUUUAAUCAUAACCAAUCUUUUGGAGUCCAAAUCUGAAAAAAAAAGAUAAAACAGUGAAAAGUUGUCAAAAGUUUAUGGCAAAUUACCAUUCAAGGACAGGUGGUAUAGUUUUCAAUUCAAGUGCUUGGCUACUGAUGAAGUACUACUGCUAAAGUCCAUCCCUUCGCUGUACACAAAAUUAAAACAUAACUGUAACACCAUCUUUUGUUUUAACAGGAAUGGGAGAAGAAAUCCACCACCUAAAAGAUAUCCAGAAUGCAGAUGUCUAAAGUUUAUGCUGACUUGGUCAACCACAACUUGUUGGGUUUGAGGACCAUUGAGUGAAAUGACCAACCAGUCUAGAAGGCCAGCCAGGGGUGGCAUGGGCCCCCAAUUGAGAUUUAGUUGGCCACCUCAGAAUUCAAAACAAUGAUUGGUUGUUUUGCUUUUUAGAGGCAAGAUUACCCGUAUUUGAACAACGAUAAGAGACUUUUUUCCUUUGAAAUUCAUCUGAAAAAACCUCGCCAAGACAGUGUAUGGCAUCAGUUAUCUAAAGAGACAGUGUACCCCUCAUGACUGAGACCAGAUACCACUCUGAGCUGAAGUACCGGGAAGAUAAAAGCAAGAUUUGGUCUUCAAAAAAGUCAUUUCCCAAAUAGUUAACUUAAAACUUGACCUUAUGAUCAGGGUUGUCUUGUAUUCAGGUCAAUGCAGUAUCUUAAAACUAACUGCAUGGACUGUUUUAUAUCAGACUGCCGGUAGCUUUUUUCAGUUAAAUGUAGCACAUUUUUCUUUGAAGGUUCUUGAUUGGUAGAAAAAUGCUUCACACAUGUACAUUAUAAGACAGGUUGUAUAAGAGGUAUCAGAAAAUCAAAAGUUGCAGCUUCAACUCUUACAUGCUAAUUGCCAAAAAUAAAUUAUGGCCAAAAUAAUGCCAGUAAAUGUAUUUCUGACUUGUAGAUGGGGCCCAAAAGGAAAAUGUUCAAACAAGGUCACAUUAUUUAAGAUCUAUGAAUCAUGAUUUUGAACAAACAUCAUUUGAGUCUUUUUAAGAUUUAGCAAGUGAGAAAAUAACAAAUCUCAUGCCACCCCUGAAGUCAGAGCCCAUGAAAGAAGUCUGGACACGCCUCUGUCGUCAGCCUCCCUCUGGAUCCUUCAUCGUCUUCACUACUCUGUCAAGACAAUAGAGGCAGAGAGACACAAAACCACCAGAUGAUCCAACUUUUUGAGAGGGUUUGCCCUGUUUUGUUUGAUUGAGGAUGCACCUAUAACCUAUAAGGCCAGUCAAACUUGUUCCUCAUAAAAAAGCACAAUGAAUGGGAAUGAGCCCAGACAACAUUUGAGACCACUUCAGUUUGACACACAAACUCUUUUACAAAAACGGCCCUUUUGUACACCAUAGAUUGUAGCUUGGUUCAUAUAUGCUGGUAGCCAAGAUGUAAAUAUAUUGACACCAUUAUUCAGCCUGUUGGCUUGUAUUGCUAGCUAAAGAUGCACUUUUUAUUCAAAUAAAAAUGUACUGACAAUAAUCUCGUCUCAACAUUUGAUUUUGGAAAUGUCUGUUUUUGCUUUUAGCCGAACAUCUGCCUACACA
Xyrichtys novacula (pearly razorfish) is the source of this 40589-nucleotide messenger RNA. Lineage: Eukaryota; Metazoa; Chordata; Actinopteri; Labriformes; Labridae. The record is from the annotation of a GenBank genome assembly.